Molecule: messenger RNA, 1221 nt
Organism: Phragmites australis (common reed)
Lineage: Eukaryota; Viridiplantae; Streptophyta; Magnoliopsida; Poales; Poaceae
Exons: 6
Coding region: 88-1026 (312 amino acids)
Biological process (GO): ubiquinone biosynthetic process
Cellular component (GO): mitochondrial inner membrane
Molecular function (GO): lipid binding
Source: RefSeq, a predicted model, not a curated record
CCACCCUUCCCUCCACGCACCAACAACGUCCUACGCUCCGAUCCGAGACGCCGCCUCGCCAUUCCGCCCAACACUCCCUCGCCCCCCAUGGCCUCCUACCUCGCAGCGCGCCGCCUCCUCUCCCGGGCCACCGCCGCCCGCCGUGCGCUCCUCUUUGCCUCCCAGCCACCUCUCACCCCCGCGGUGGUUCGCCGUCGCUUCUCCACUGACGCCUCCCCGCCGCCUCCGCUCCCGCCUCCGGAGCUGGAGCCUGUCGCCGAGCCGCCCAGGUCGGAGGGCUCCUCCUCCUCCACCACCACCGGUGCGGGCGGGGCCCACCAGUAUUCUCCGGGAGCCGCGGCGGGGGCGCGCCGCCAGGCUGGCGCGUCGUACGAGGAGCAGGAGAAGGUCCUCCGCGCGUCGCUGCUCCACGUGCCGCGGAUGGGGUGGAGCGAGUCGGCCAUGGUCGCGGGGGCGAGGGACGUCGGCGUCUCUCCGACCAUCGUCGGCGCGUUCCCAAGGAAGGAGGCCGCGCUUGUUGAGUUUUUCAUGGAUGACUGCCUUCAACAACUGAUGGAUCGCAUUGAUGCUGGAGAAGGGGAGCAGUUGAAGAACUUGAUACUGAGUGAGAGACUCUUGAAACUUGUUCGCAUCAGGCUGGAAAUGCAGGUACCUUAUAUAUCAAAGUGGCCUCAAGCACUUAGUAUCCAGUCUCAACCAGCGAAUGUCUCAACAAGCUUGAAGCAGCGAGCUGUCCUGGUUGAUGAGAUUUGGCAUGCUGCUGGAGAUGCUGGAUCAGAUAUUGAUUGGUAUGUGAAACGUACUGUGCUUGGUGGUAUCUACUCGACCUCAGAGGUGUAUAUGUUAACGGACAAUUCUCCAGAGAUUCGUGAUACGUGGACAUUUGCGAGCCGCCGCAUCAAGGAUGCUCUUGAUCUUCAGAAAACUUUUCAGGAGGCCGCAUAUCUAGCUGAAGCCGUGGGAGCAGGAAUGGGUGGUACCGUACAGGGUGUCCUGAAUAGAGUCUUCCAGAAACCAAGAGCAUGAAUCAGUAUUUUGCAUGUCGCAUUGGUUACUUUCCAUUCUCGGUGUCUCCACUAGCAACUUUUUUUCUUUGUUUCCGAGUUGCCACGUUUCGAGGCAAAAAAAUAAAGCAAAUUGUGCUCCUGGUUGUAUGACGUUAGGAUUUGGUGACGAUGUAUAUGACAACUGGUUUUCAAAUUAAUGUUGUCCGAUUGCCAA